GGCGGAAGUGAUGCAUGACGCACUGACGUCGCCGGAAACCCGCCAUCUUGCGGGAAGAAACGCCUUGAAGUUAAGGAGGAAACUUGAACUUGGAGUGAAAAAGGCGUCUGUCAAACAUGGGCAACAUAUUUGCAAGCCUCUUUAAAGUCUUCGGCAAGAAAGAGAUGAGAAUUCUUAUGGUGGGUCUCGAUGCUGCUGGAAAGACGACGAUUCUGUACAAGCUGAAGCUGGGGGAAAUUGUUACCACCAUCCCAACAAUCGGUUUUAAUGUUGAAACUGUGGAGUACAAGAAUAUAAGUUUCACAGUUUGGGAUGUCGGUGGUCAAGAUAAGAUUCGACCAUUGUGGCGCCAUUAUUUCCAGAACACACAAGGUCUGAUCUUUGUGGUUGACAGCAAUGACAGAGAGCGUGUGAAUGAAGCACGAGAGGAGGUGAUGAGGAUGUUGGCCGAGGAUGAGCUCAGGGAAGCAGUCCUGCUCGUGUUUGCCAACAAACAGGACCUACCGAAUGCCAUGAACGCUGCAGAAAUCACAGACAAGCUGGGGCUGCAUUCGCUCCGGCACAGGAACUGGUACAUUCAGGCCACAUGCGCCACAAGCGGCGACGGCCUCUAUGAAGGACUCGACUGGUUGUCCAAUCAACUGAAAAACCAGAAAUAAUGACCUCACUGUACUGAUCUUCCUUAGUUCGAUAUUCUCAACACUUGCUUUACUCUUUUGUUUUUAAAGAAACGGUGCUGGAAGCUGCGCUCAUUUCAAACCCCAUUAACACGGAAGAAUAGGGCCCUACAGCAGGAAGAACGUUGUCAAAGUGUUGCUCUCUUGUUUUAAUGUAAAUAGUUUUUUGUUGGGAGGCAGCUUUUUGAGCACCAUUAUGCAAAAUAGAUUUAGUCUUUCAUAGCUGAUCUGUCUUUUUUUCCCCGUUCUUACUGUUUGAGUCAUUGGAAAGAGUUUUAAGAACGUCGCUUCUGUAAACUCUGUCAGGUCUCAUUUGAAUCUUGCACGUAUUAUUUUAUUGUGCUUAUAAUAGACUCUCUUAGAUGUACUGUAAACGAAGCUGUUAUGUUUGUCUUGAACGGAGUACAGGAAAUCAAACAUCACAGACACUACCUGCACAUAUAACAGUUCAGUUUUGAGGAAAAGAAACCAAAAACGAUUACACUGUCUUUUGUGACGUCUAGCUUUACUGUCAGGAUGCUUUAGGAGCCAUAGAGUUGUGAAGACAGCUACACAAAGAUUUAUGAGAUUCCCAAAACACAACAGAUGUUUCGUUGUGAGUUUGUGGGAGAAAUGUUGGUGUGGCUCAGGUUAAUCAAGGUUUGUAGUAGGGUAAAGUAAAACAUUCAGGCACAUAACAGUAAUGAGAAUUUUUUUAAGGGUACUGGAGGUUGUUUCAUGAAAACAAUGUGACAAUAUAAAUGGAAUUGUCUUACAAAAAUAGGCUUCAUUUUCUAUAUGCAAAAUAAUGCGUUUAUUUUAUUUUUGGGUGGUGAAAUGUGGCCUUUUUUUUUAAAGAUUCAACCAGAAAGAGAAACUGAAACAUUGGUUUUAUGCAUCUAGCAUUAAAUUUCAUGUUUUGACACUCUGUUUAAAGUGUUACUUUCUAUUUUGGACUCAAAAUCUAACCACCACUAGGAAUAAACAACAGCCUCAUCUAUCCACAUGCAAUAACUUAAGACAUAACCUGAAAGCAUAUCUUGAGAGUGUUGGCAUGUUAAUAUCAAUGACAACUGUUUGAGCUUUCUGUUGUGCAUGUAGAAGUUAUUUUUCCCACCAAAAAAAGCUGUGGUGGCUUUACGGUAAACAGAGACUCCCGUUUCAGAUUAACAACCUUCCUGGUCAAUGUUAGGGCUGAUGGUUUAAAAGGUACUUUAUUAUUUAUCUUUUUUCUCUCUCUUUCCCAAUUAACCUCUAAUUUGGUAGACACUGAUUACUUUGGGUUAAAAUUAUGUGAAUCUCUUAGCAAAUUGUUUUAUAGUGUGACUCUUUACCCAAGGUUUUUUUUUUUAAAUUUUGACAGAAAUGCACUGUAAUUAAAGAUACUAGUAUAACU
Messenger RNA from Sinocyclocheilus rhinocerous, 2052 nucleotides. Its product is annotated as ADP-ribosylation factor 1-like. NCBI's taxonomy places the organism in Eukaryota, Metazoa, Chordata, Actinopteri, Cypriniformes, Cyprinidae. The record is from RefSeq and is a predicted model, not a curated record. Gene Ontology annotation, molecular function: GTP binding; GTPase activity. The coding region runs from base 117 to 659 and encodes 180 amino acids. The transcript has 5 exons.